Molecule: messenger RNA, 6583 nt
Organism: Condylura cristata (star-nosed mole)
Lineage: Eukaryota; Metazoa; Chordata; Mammalia; Eulipotyphla; Talpidae
Gene: KPNA6
Product: karyopherin alpha 6 (importin alpha 7)
Exons: 14
Coding region: 76-1686 (536 amino acids)
Biological process (GO): NLS-bearing protein import into nucleus
Cellular component (GO): cytoplasm; nucleoplasm; nucleus
Molecular function (GO): protein binding; nuclear import signal receptor activity
Source: RefSeq, a predicted model, not a curated record
CGCCAUAUUGUCUGGUGAAGCUGCCGCCGAAGCUGCCGCCGCUGCCGCCGCCAAAUAGGAGCGAGCGGAGCCGCGAUGGAGACCAUGGCGAGCCCAGGAAAAGACAAUUAUCGAAUGAAAAGCUAUAAGAACAAUGCCCUAAAUCCUGAAGAAAUGAGACGAAGAAGAGAAGAAGAGGGCAUUCAGCUCCGGAAACAGAAACGGGAGCAACAACUUUUUAAACGGAGAAAUGUGGAGUUGAUUAAUGAAGAAGCUGCCAUGUUUGAUAGUCUCCUCAUGGAUUCCUAUGUGAGCUCUACCACUGGGGAGAGUGUAAUCACAAGAGAGAUGGUGGAGAUGCUCUUUUCUGAUGAUUCUGACCUACAGUUGGCAACCACACAGAAAUUCCGGAAACUGCUCUCCAAAGAGCCUAGUCCUCCAAUAGAUGAAGUCAUCAAUACUCCAGGAGUCGUGGAUCGGUUUGUGGAAUUUCUUAAGAGGAAUGAGAAUUGUACAUUACAGUUUGAAGCUGCCUGGGCACUAACAAACAUUGCCUCUGGAACCUCCCAGCAGACCAAAAUUGUCAUUGAAGCAGGGGCUGUCCCCAUAUUUAUAGAGCUGCUUAACUCGGAUUUUGAAGAUGUACAAGAACAGGCAGUCUGGGCACUGGGAAACAUAGCUGGAGACAGUUCCGUUUGCCGAGAUUACGUCUUGAACUGUUCCAUCCUUAAUCCUUUGUUAACACUCCUUACCAAGUCCACACGACUGACAAUGACACGGAAUGCAGUCUGGGCCUUGUCAAAUCUCUGCCGAGGGAAGAACCCACCCCCAGAAUUUGCAAAGGUCUCCCCAUGUUUGCCUGUGUUGUCUCGCCUACUCUUCAGCAGUGACUCAGACUUGCUGGCAGAUGCUUGCUGGGCCCUUUCUUAUCUCUCUGAUGGCCCCAAUGAGAAGAUACAGGCGGUCAUAGACUCUGGAGUCUGUCGGAGAUUGGUAGAACUUCUAAUGCACAACGAUUACAAAGUGGCUUCUCCUGCCCUAAGAGCUGUGGGCAACAUUGUCACCGGAGAUGACAUCCAGACCCAGGUCAUUCUUAACUGUUCUGCCCUCCCUUGCCUCUUACAUUUGCUGAGUAGCCCAAAGGAGUCAAUCCGGAAGGAAGCUUGCUGGACCAUUUCAAAUAUCACUGCUGGCAACAGGGCUCAAAUACAGGCUGUCAUAGAUGCAAACAUCUUUCCUGUAUUGAUCGAAAUCCUUCAGAAAGCAGAGUUCCGUACAAGGAAAGAGGCAGCCUGGGCCAUCACUAAUGCUACAUCAGGAGGAACCCCUGAGCAGAUCAGGUACCUGGUCUCACUGGGCUGCAUCAAACCCCUCUGUGACUUGCUGACUGUAAUGGAUUCAAAGAUUGUGCAAGUGGCCCUCAACGGACUGGAGAACAUCCUUCGACUUGGAGAACAAGAGGGCAAGCGCAGUGGCUCAGGGGUCAAUCCCUACUGUGGCCUCAUUGAGGAAGCCUAUGGCUUGGAUAAAAUUGAGUUUCUCCAGAGCCAUGAGAACCAGGAAAUCUACCAGAAGGCCUUUGACCUUAUUGAGCACUAUUUUGGUGUAGAAGAUGAUGAUAGCAGCCUGGCUCCCCAAGUGGAUGAAACGCAACAGCAGUUCAUCUUCCAGCAGCCCGAGGCCCCUAUGGAGGGCUUCCAGCUAUAAUGUCUGCUUUCGGGGAGGGGAGGGGAUGGGAAGCACCACCAACCAGCGGAAAAGCAGCCCUCUGGUGGGCGGAAACCAGCCCCCCACCAUCAGCCACCACACACCUCUGCUGCCCUGGAGACUGUGCUCUUGACCUGCCCCACCCCCUUCCCUGGAGGGAGCACCCUCUGGACAGACAGAACCAUCUGAGGCUCACAUUUGGGUUUUGUGACAAGAAGGGGACGUGUUGGGUUUUUCUUCCUUACACUAUAUUUUGGCUGCACACAUGUCUUUAACCCAGGAGCCCAGGGGUAGAUAAAGGAGGACUGAGGUAAUCAAUUUUGCACCUUUUUUUUAUUAUUUUUUUUUCUUUAGUGGUGACUUCCUUCCCUUUUAUCUCCCUUCAUCCUUCCCAGUCCUCUGCCCUGAUCUGUGUAACUCUUAUCUUGGGUACUUGAGCAGAUGGAAUAUUCCAGAGGUGGGGGGUGGGGGGGUGGGAGAGGAGGGGAGAAAUCCAAAACAAAGUAUUCUUGCUCUGACAGACUAUUAAUCUUGUAUGCUUGGAUUGAGUUAUUUAAUUUUUUCUUUUGCACAUUUUUCUUGUAUUAAGAUUGCUCUUUCCAAGAGCCAUGAGUUCCUGGUUUUAGGAAUCCCAACUGCCAGCAUUGUCUGGGACUAGAGGCUGAGGGGGGAGGUCACCAUGAGACAAAAACCUCUCCCUCUAACCCCUUGCCCAGACCUCUCUAGUUUGGGAGAGCCCCUCUUUCUCCUGGAACAAGCAUACGAGUGGGAAUGGAGGGGAGGAGCACAGGCCUCAGACAGGGCUUCCCACGUGUCGCUACUGAUCCAAUGUUUCCUGCCCACCUUCCAAUGGUGCGACCCAACUUCAUUUGUUUACUUGAAAAUUCCCCCUCAGAGUUGGAUGACUCUCUGAGGUAGCUGUAUUUUCUCCUAAGCAUGAGACAGGGGUGUGGUCCUUCCUUUCUCCUGAGGAGAAAGUCCUUACUCUGGUGACCCCUAAGUUACAGAGGAGGUUGGAGUGAGAGUGUCAUGUAUUUGGAUAGCCAGGGAUCCCUGCCUUUGGCCUUUCUUCUUCCUCUUCCAUAGCUGGAUCAUGUAUAUUUUACUUCCAAAGGAGAGAAUGUCAAAAAGUUCUGUAUUUUUUUAUAUUCUAUAUAUUAGGUAGGUCUUAAGAGGAAGAACUGUCUGUAAUUUCUGUAAGUAGGAAACUGUGAGGGAGACCAAAAAGAGAUGUGGAAGCUCUUUGCUCAGGUCUGAGCUUGGUCCUUCUCUUCUCUGUUUGUAUUCUGGGCUACCACCUGGGACCAACUCUUGGCUCUGAAGCCUUUAUGCAGUAGGCCGCCUUGGUCUGAAGGGAACAAGGAUGGCCUAGGGCCUGGUGAAGUCUACCAUUCGGAUCCUUACUGCUGAGCAUCUUGCUUACAUCAGAAAGCAGUCUGCCAUCUCACCUUCAGUCUCAGAGAUCCUUGUCCACUUAAGUUAUCACUCAUUGCUGUCUCUCCUGUUGUCCCAGAAAGAUAGCAACUUCAGUACUUUCACAAGACUUCCUGAUCCUUCCCUGUUUUGGUACCCUUGCAUCUGGUUUGGGUUUUGCCCUUUCUUGUGACAAUUAUACCUUAAUGCCUCUUCUUUCUCUUCAACUAAAACUAGUACGGUGCCUCAGUGGCAGGCCUGUGCUUCAGUGUAUUACAUAUGACUGUGAAGUCCAGCAUGAGGAGGUGAGGUGGAGAAAGCGGUCAGUAAGUGUAGCCCAACUGUGGACCUGAAGGCACAAUCUGGCUAGCUGCUGCCUCUUCCUGUGGUCCAUCAGAGGUGCCCUCCCCAGCUAUACUUUUCCUCAGAAACAUGCCAUUCUUGCUUCCACUCCUGUGCAUCCCUGCUGGCUCAGGUAAAAUAGCCUCUCUGCCUACAGAUCUAUAUAUAGUUCAGGUGCUCACUGUCAGCCAUGGGUCUUGAUUUUCCCUGUGCUAGUGUUGAGCUCCAACUCUAGACCCAGUUUCUGAGAAGGUAGUUUGGAGCUAGUGAUGAUUGCCGAGAAGUCACACCAGUGCUGUGCCACCUCAGUAAGUUAGAUGCCAUUAUUCAGUAUGGCAAAUGCCCUACCAGUCCCACAGCAGGCAAGGGGGCAGGACCAUUUUCACUUGGCCUGCUGACUCCAUUACAAUAUUUUUCUCCUGUACUUCUAAGAAAGCCCCCUCACACUCUUGUUGGAGAGCAUUUUAAAGGGCAGAGCAGUUUAAUAACAUCUGCUUUGUAUAUCUCAGCCCCUGAUGUUGGGGCUGAAUUCUUAUUGCGAGACAUAAACAUCCUGCUUUUCCACCUGUUCAUGCAAAAUCUCCUUUAACUUCAGAUCUGAGCCCUAUACCAGAGUGAAGUUUGUAUUUGUUUUUAUUUUUAUUUUUUGUGAUCUGUCUGCUGCAUACAGUCAGCUUUCUCCAAGGACUUAAAAGACUGAAAUAGCCCAGGGCACGACGGAAGGGCAGAUUUCUCAUCAGAAGAAAGUGGAGCUUUCCUUUGUUAGUGUCUUCCCUGGACCAUGUUUUCCAUUAUCUUCCUCUGAUUCCCUUUCAGUCAACAGGUGAAAUUCUUGCAGCCCAUAAAGGCUGUAGCAUUCUAUAUGUUUUCUCUCCUUUGGUCAUCUUGGAAAGCAAAAUGUUAUUUCUUUGCCCAAGCCUGACAGCCAGUCUUAGUGAGGAGCCCCCAGUCACAUCUUGGCCUUGAUGCAUUCAAAGACUUUGCGACAAAUUUCUGGAUGGAUAUUGCAGGGACGGAGGGACUCCCUACCAUGCUGUAGAGAAUAUUCUGAUACAUGUUUUUGGAUUCUCCGGAUGUUGGCCCAUGACUGGGUAUUCAUUGUAAAGUUUUGUUAGGGGUAAGACGUAUCUAGGUUUGGAUUAAGGGUACAGGGGCCUUUUUCUUAAAAGUGUUCAGACUGUUUUUGAACUGUGCCAGCUGUUCUUUGUUGCCAACCCUCUGGGAUUCCCACCCUCAUAUCAUCUUUUCUAAUACUAAUAAGAACCCUAGUCUCAGAAGCCUGUCUUCAGUUCCCAGCUCUCCCGGUGACUGCAAACUUAGAGUAGAACCAUAUGGAUUUCCCCCCUCGGUUCGCCAUCAUGGUUAUUUGGAACAGUGGGUACAAAUGACCCUUCCAAGAAACAGAUAUUGAUAACCUCAGCUUUCAGGGACCCUUAGUGUUUCCUCUUACCUAGAACCCUUAGAUCCACUCCUAUUUUCUUUGCAUUGGGAUCCACCUUCCUGGAGCCUUAUUUGGGGUUAUUGAACCACAGAUUAUAGCUGCUACCGUACUUUUUGUCACGUAAGAAUGAAAGAAAGCUCUCAAGCACUGGCUUUCUAUUUCUCUCAAGAAACAGAAAUGAACACUGUCCAGUAGGAGGAAGUGGAUUUCCAUUUUUUUUCUGUCUACCUUCCCCCUAUCUUAAAAGUUCCCAGUUUCUAGCUAACUGGGAAGGAAAACUGGAGGCCCAGCAGCGCUUCCCACCUCAUCCUGCAUAUGCCCCACUUUGGAGACCUUGGCUCAUUUGUUCUCCCCUAGACAACUCAGCUAGGUGUCAUCGUGACUGUUCCUCAGUAGAUUCAUCUUGUGAGCUCAGACUCAGGAUUCACGGUUGAAGACUGGGAGCCAGAUUCUGCAGGUUCCUGUGGGCACUACAGGGACCCAGCAGGGAGAAAGUCUGGCCGGAGGCAUCAGGAAUGGUGCCUGUUAGCCCUGCUGCAGGCUGGAGGAGGGUAUGAGGCUCAGUACAAGGGAAAUGUGUAGAAACAGUAGCAACAUCUGCCAGUUAGAAGCAGCCUAGGAGUGAGUGUGAGACUGAGGAAGUGCUGAGUAGGUUUCUUCAAAGCUGUUUAGGGGUAGCACAUUUUAGUUCAAUCUUACAGAGUUAUUUUCUCUGCACCUUAACUUGGGGAGUCUUAGUAAGCCGACAAGUUGAGAAUAUGGCUCUACACGGAUAUAUAUAUGGGAGACACUAGCUGCUCUUUCAAAAGGUCUUCAUAAAUGAUCCGUCAUCCCACUUUCUGUCCCCUAGUACCACCCCCAGUUGAUGACAAGGGAACAAUUUGAGUCAAUACCAACCAUGUCUGUGAAUUAAAGCUAUUAUUUUUACUCUUAAGAGGCAUUUUAUAUCAGGCCUGUGCUAUGUGUAGAAGAACCAAACCAAGUGUAAAGAGGCAGCAUUCAGUUUUGGGCCCAGAACACCCCAGGAGAAAGGUUUGUAUGAAGUGUUUUAAACGUCUACAGUUUAUUUGGGCCUUCCCUCACUUUUGGGUUCCACAGUAGCACGUACCUGAACCCCUCUGCUAAACACUAGCCCUACUUAGGUCAGAUUUUCAACCCAUGGGUUGGGGGAGAGAGAACUCUGCCUUGCAGUGUAGAAAUGUCAGAUCUCAGAGCCUGAACCUGGCUGGGAACCUGUCACUUAGAAAUAAUCCUCUACGAAAACCCUUGGACCUUUGGGUGUUGGCUUUUUUGGCUAUCUUUUAUGGGAACUGACUGAACAACUGAAGAAGCCAAGGGGGAUGGGAUCCCAGGCAUGCAAGAUAGACUGAAUGUGCCUCAAGAACAGCCUGGGUUCUCAGCUAUAAACCCUAGGAAGGUCAAACCCUUUUCCUGACUGGUUUUUCUUUUCAAUUCAUUUGCUUUUAGUUUUCCAAGAACUAUAAACUUUGGCUCUUUUCCAUGUUCUCAGGGCCCCUGGGUAGACAGACAAAGCUUGAUGAUUUCAGAGCAGACAUAGGCCAAGAAACCGUGGCAUUGAGUGUGCUGAGUCCAGACAAAUGAUAUUUAUAUACACAUCCAAAUUUGAAGAGAAAGUGUAUUUCUUUAGGUUUUAAACACUGUAAUAGAUAAUAAAGCAAAAAUAAAAACCUGUUGCAAAAU